AAUUUACCACUGCCAGAUUCUUUGCGCCUGAGGUUCCAUAUCGUCGCAUCGCCGCUUGUCGCAUCUUGCGACAGCCCCAUCGCCCAAGAUGCUUUUCGGACUCAUCUUCAUAUGCACUCGCAUCUCGCAGAUUAUCACUCUGAUACCCCCAGUCGGCAUGCUCAGCUGGUUCGUCAAAAAGUUCAACGACGCAAACAUCCUCACCCCCGACGACAUCCUCGUGCUCUUCAUCGUCACCGUCCUCGCGCUCGGCUGGGCCCUCCUCACGCUGCUCUACUACUCGCGAUCCUCCCACAACGGCAUGUUCAUCUCCUUUGUCGACCUGUGCUUCCUCGGCGGCCUCAUCGCUGGCAUCGUCUACCUGCGCAAGAUCCAGUACGCCGACUGCCAGGACCCGUCCGUCGACAGCAUCUGGUACAACCACAUCCACAACGUCGGCAUCCCGGGCUACUCGUGGCCCGUCCGCAAGCCGUGCGCCAUGCUCAAGGCCUCGUGGGCGUUUGCCAUCAUGAACACCGUCUUCUUUGCCGUCACGGCGCUGGCGGCCUGGAGCCACGGGGACAGCGUCGUUGUCGAGGAGCGCGUCGUGCGCCAUCGCAGCUCGCAUCAUAGCCAUCGUCGUCGUCGAAGCCGUUCCAACUCGCAGAGCUACUACUCUUCGCGCCGAGGAUACGUAUAAAUGGAUAAUGGAAAAAAAGGGGGAGGGGAAUUUUGGCUUUUUUCUUUCUUUCUCGGAUUUAGAGAGAAUGUGGCAAACAUGCGAUUUACUUGGACGACGGCUGGACGAUUAGAUGACUGGCGGAUUAAAUGAAUUUUAUACUUCUUCUAUGAGCGAGGGCUGGGCAAAAAAUCAGUUUGGCGCAGCGCUGAUGAUUAAUGACUUGGAAAGGGCGGCAUGAUUGCCUGGAUAAUACUCUUCUUCUGUACGGGGUACAUUUGAUUGAUGUCUUUUUUUCUGCGCAAGCUCGCGUUGGCGAUAUAUACUAUAUUCC
This is a messenger RNA of Trichoderma atroviride IMI 206040, 992 nucleotides long. RefSeq lists its product as uncharacterized. NCBI's taxonomy places the organism in Eukaryota, Fungi, Ascomycota, Sordariomycetes, Hypocreales, Hypocreaceae. The record is from RefSeq and is a predicted model, not a curated record.